Messenger RNA from Opisthocomus hoazin, 1098 nucleotides. The record is from RefSeq and is a predicted model, not a curated record. NCBI's taxonomy places the organism in Eukaryota, Metazoa, Chordata, Aves, Opisthocomiformes, Opisthocomidae.
AUGCUGAGCCCUCUCCCUGCCCUGCCUGGUGGUCAGGAGUCUGAACGGGACGACUCCUUCACCACCUUCUUCUGUGAGACCGGGGCUGGGAAGCAUGUCCCACGGGCCAUCUUCGUGGACCUGGAGCCCACCGUGAUCGAUGAGGUUCGGGCUGGAAUGUACCGCCAGCUCUUCCACCCCGAGCAGCUGAUCACCGGCAAGGAAGAUGCUGCCAACAACUACGCCCGCGGGCACUACACCAUCGGCAAAGAGAUCAUCGACCAAGUACUGGACAGGAUCCGGAAGCUGGCUGACCAGUGCACGGGACUCCAGGGAUUCCUCGUGUUUCACAGCUUUGGAGGAGGAACUGGCUCCGGAUUCACCUCCCUGUUGAUGGAGCGACUCUCAGUGGACUAUGGCAAGAAGUCCAAGUUGGAGUUCUCCAUCUACCCCGCACCACAGGUCUCCACCGCUGUGGUGGAGCCCUACAACUCCAUCCUCACCACCCACACUACCCUGGAGCACUCGGACUGUGCUUUCAUGGUGGACAACGAGGCCAUCUAUGACAUCUGCCGCAGGACCCCUGUCAUCUCCGCAGAGAAGGCCUACCAUGAGCAGCUGUCAGUGGCCGAGAUCACUAACUCCUGCUUUGAGCCGACCAACCAGAUGGUGAAGUGCGACCCUCGGCACGGCAAGUACAUGGCCUGCUGCCUGCUGUACCGUGGGGACGUGGUGCCCAAGGACGUCAAUGCCGCCAUCGCCACCAUCAAGACCAAGCGCAGCAUCCAGUUUGUGGACUGGUGCCCCACGGGCUUCAAGGUGGGCAUCAACUACCAGCCGCCCACGGUGGUGCCGGGGGGGGACCUGGCCAAGGUGCAGCGCGCCGUCUGCAUGCUGAGCAACACCACGGCCAUCGCCGAGGCCUGGGCUCGCCUGGACCACAAGUUCGACCUGAUGUACGCCAAGCGAGCCUUCGUACACUGGUAUGUGGGCGAGGGCAUGGAGGAAGGGGAGUUUUCCGAGGCGCGGGAAGACAUGGCCGCUCUGGAGAAGGACUACGAGGAGGUGGGCCUGGACUCCUACGAGGACGAAGAGGAGGGUGAGGAGUAGAGAAGCCCC